Aspergillus oryzae RIB40 is the source of this 672-nucleotide messenger RNA. RefSeq lists its product as uncharacterized. The transcript has a single exon. Bases 1 to 672 code for a protein of 223 amino acids. Lineage: Eukaryota; Fungi; Ascomycota; Eurotiomycetes; Eurotiales; Aspergillaceae. The record is from RefSeq and is a predicted model, not a curated record.
AUGGGUUGUCAUUCAUGUAGAGUAUUUGGUACUAAUGGUGCCAUAUUUGCCUACGCCUCAUCUCUUCCAUCCCGGCAGCUGCGGAAUCUGACCGCCACAUACGGAGCCGCUUACACAGCCUACGCAAAGAACGCCUCAAGUGGUAACCUAACGGGAGUAAAUCCCGCCAGUCACCCAUCAUCAUAUGUGACAGCCCAAUCCGUCUCUCUUGGCGACGUAGGGUCCAUCGUCUUUGAACUCGAUGAGCUUGUCGCUGUAGUCACUAGAAUAGCGGAUAGAGUGCUCCUUGCCGCCGUUGGACCGUCCAAAUUGGAGCCCGAAGGAGAGACGGGCCCUUCAAAUGGUGCGCAGAAUGGCUCUUUAAACGCCAGUGCGGACGAGUUCCCCCUGCAUGAGCCUAGAACAGGCGCCAACGGUACCUCCACCAACCAAACUCCCACCAACGGAACCCCCAACAGUAUCAGCCGAACUCACAGCGAGGCCAACAUGCAAUCAGAUGCGCAACUUGAAACGCAGUACGAAAUCGACCGAAGCAACGACCUCGCGCGAUUGGCGAGCCUGAACCUUUCAUCGUCGCCGUCCAUUUUGCUCGCUCUAGAAUCAAAAUCUGCAGCGUUGGGCAAAUUUCUCAGUCAGAAAUUGGAGGAUCUUGAGAGUCCCGAGGACUUCUAG